AUGGCCGCCCGACCGAGGAGUGUGAUCGACGCCAGCAGGGGAACGCCAAGCGUAGCUCGCUUCCGGCUGCGGGGGCUGGAGUCACUCCUGGCCUGGUUGGUCUCUGUAGGAGCGGACAUCGUCGGACGCGGCGUGGCCGACCCGCCGCGUUACGGGGCAAGCCACCGCCGGCCACCGGCGUUCGCGCAGGGCUGUAAGUGCACGGAGGGCACGCCGUACCAUAAUAUCGCUUCCGAUUUCGCGACCUCCUCCGUAAAGGGCGAUGUAGCGGCGGCGAGGGCCAGGAAACUACUGUUGGACCGUAGCAAAGAGUUUGUAGAAGAGCGGGUGUUUCGAAGAAGCUUUAUCGAGCCGGACUUGAAGCUGGUCUUGGAGACGCCAGCUAUUGUAAAAUCCAACGAGUAUAUUGACAAGCUCGAGCUUGAGAGGGGCAUGUGGCGCUGGCGCUGGUCUCUCCCCGCGAGCACUGAGGUUACCCUGGAUGAAGUUUCCGUCGAGCAUGGCGACGACGACAGGCUUCUGGUCGGCGACGACGGGCUUCUAAUCGCCGAAGCAUAUCCUCGACCUGCUGGAGUCGUGCAUCUUCGUCACCUUUUUUAUCCUGAUGCGGCAUUGGCGCUGCUUGCGUCGAUGUAGGCGGAGUUUAAAAGGAAUCGGGCUUCGGGUGUAAAGUAU
Messenger RNA from Gaeumannomyces tritici R3-111a-1, 675 nucleotides. RefSeq lists its product as hypothetical. The transcript is spliced from 2 exons. The record is from RefSeq and is a predicted model, not a curated record. Lineage: Eukaryota; Fungi; Ascomycota; Sordariomycetes; Magnaporthales; Magnaporthaceae. Bases 1 to 636 code for a protein of 211 amino acids.